Nilaparvata lugens (brown planthopper) is the source of this 2904-nucleotide messenger RNA. Its product is annotated as fatty-acid amide hydrolase 2. The record is from RefSeq and is a predicted model, not a curated record. Bases 782 to 2281 code for a protein of 499 amino acids. The transcript is spliced from 11 exons. NCBI's taxonomy places the organism in Eukaryota, Metazoa, Arthropoda, Insecta, Hemiptera, Delphacidae.
UGAACUUUUCUCCUUUGAGAGCCUUAAGGUGUGCUUUUUGCAACUAAAUAUCUUGCUAUUUCAAGCACCUCUAUUCAAAAUCAUACCUUCUCUAUGGAAAGGGCAUGCUAUCGUAACAUCGUCAUUCUUAUGCAGGACAAAACAGGCGCUCCAAAUUUGUUGCCGGAAGCUAUAAAGUUCUACACACGUUCCAACAUGACCCUGAGGUGACAGCCCAAAUACUUUUGAUUAGAAGGUGAGAUGAGACCGACAGCUGUCAAAAGUGAGUUGGUAGCACUCUCAGUAGCCUAUUUGCACCUUACGAUGCGUCAGCAAGUGGAGAAAUAGUAAUUAACUCGAGUGGAAACCAAUUUCAGGAGUCGAAAACUGUUGAGUGAGAAAAGGUAGGUACUAGGAAAUUAUUAGUCUAGCACCGACACACCGCACCGCACCGCAACGAAUCGCCGUGAUGUCGCAAGACCCAAGACGUCUGGUGGUCUGCUGAGCUGAGCACGUGAUCCUCUCAGUCUCUCUCUGAGCUCCGCGCCGCUGAUACGUUGAGUGCUCCGCUCCUAUCUCUCGGACUUGGAAUAACUCUGCAGCCGAGAAGUAUCGCUCUCACACGCUCUUUGCUGCUGCGACCUUUUCCUUGUUUUCCAGCGUGUGCAGCGAGAUCUUAUCAUCAGGAAAACACAAACUAUAUAUAAAUGGAGCUGUUCCUGAGGUUACUGGGAGUUAUCAACAACUUCCUCAGAUUAGUACUGGAGCCUGUUUUUAUCUAGUAUCGAAAAAAGAUGUAGUGAUGUCAGGAACAAAAUACCAGAAAAUAUCAAAUGCUCUGAAUCUUGAAAGCGCAACGAAGCUUACAAAGAAAGUUCGAACUGGAGAGGUGAGAAGUGAGGAUUUAGUGGGUGCGUUCGGGUUUCGAGCAAGAAGGGUGCAAGUUCUACUGAAUGCUGUCGUUGAAGAGCGCUACGAUAAGGCAGCACAAGAUGGCUACUUGGCCGACCAAUUAGUCAAUACAGGAGAAAAAACUGAAACCGAAUUGGCCAAGGAAAAGCCAUUACUUGGCAUUCCAAUUUCCAUCUCAGAGGCAUGCAAAGUUGAAGGUAUGAGCUACAGCAUUGGAAGUGUGAUUCGACAAGGGAGAAAAGCAGACCGAGAUGGAAGGGCGGUUGCCCUGUUGAAGAAAGCGGGAGCCAUCCCUCUGGUGGUGUCCAAUCAGCCGGAGUUCGGCCUGGGAGCUGAGACCUACAACCACGUGACGGGUCGCACUGCCAAUCCCUACUGCAGGCAGCGGUCAGUGGGUGGCGCUUCUGGAGGCGAGGCUACACUUAUCAGCUCAGGGGCAUCUGUUAUUGGUCUUGGAACAGACUUUGGAGGAUCUAUUCAAAUUCCAGCCAUGUUCGCGGGUGUCUUCGGUCAUAAGCCUACUCCAGGACUGAUCUCAUCUGAAGGACAUUACGCUGAGUCAACAGAUGAGCCUUACGGCAAUAGAGUUGGAGUGGGACCGUUGGUCAGGUAUGCUGAAGACCUUCCUCUGCUCAUUUCAGUACUAGCCGACGAGAAAGCACCUUUGCUCAAGCUCAAAGAACCAGUCGAUAUGGGACGCUUGAGAGUGCUUUACAUCGAUGAGCCAACUAAAUCAUUUGGAAUGCCAAAAAUUUCAAAAGAAAUCCAGCAAUUGAUAAAGAAGGCAGCAAACCAUCUGUCCACUUCCUGUGGUUGUCAAACGCAGAUGGUAAAUAAUAUGAGAUUUAAACAAAUGGAACAUGCGCCAGAAAUAAGCAGUGCGAUACUGUUCAGUAUUAAGAGCCUUCCUGAUGUUUUCAGUGAGGUUGAUACAGACAAUCCAAAGAUGAAGCCAAAUGUAUUGCUGGAGCUGGUGAAAUCAUUGUUUGGACUAUCCAGGCAUACGACUGGAGCAUUACAUUUCUCGCUGCUCAAACACUUCAAUUGCAUGUUGUCCCCCUCGAAAACCGAGCAAUAUAUCAAAGAAGGAGAACAACUGAAGACUGAUCUAGUAGAAUGCCUAAGUGAGGACGGUGUGAUUUUGUUUCCCACUUUCCCGACGGCGGCUUACUACCACAGAGAGUCAGCGGUGCGAACACUCGACUUCAGCUAUUCUGCUCUCAUUUCAGCCAUGGGUCUGCCAGCCACACAUGUACCCAUGGGACUGAAUAGCAAAGGACUACCAAUCGGCAUUCAGGUUGUUGCUGCGCCCUACAAGGACAGACUAUGUUUUGCGGUGGCAAAAGAGCUAGAAAGAGCAUUCGGAGGGUGGGUGCCUCCUUCAAACUAACAAAAUAUCACAUACCGUACUUUAUUAUAAACGUUUCCAAGAAAAACAUUAAUAUUAUUACAUUAAUUUUUAUCAAGUAGUUUGAUAAACCUAUUAAAUAUUCGAUUGAGGUAAUUUGAUAGAAUAUACGACAUAAAGUUAACUAUCUAUUGAAAUAUGUAUUUGCUUAGUUUUUUGUACGAAAGUUGACUCAAACUUCAGCUCUUGAAAAAUUUGUAAUGGGUGGUCAUGUGUUAAUGUUUGAUUCUGAAUCAGUAAUAAUAUAAGCUGCUUAAAUAAAAAGUUUCGAAUAUAUUGCUGUUGUAAAAAUUAAAAUGUUGUACUAGAUAGGGGAAUAGUGAAUAACUGAAAGAAUAUAUUUGAAUUUAUUCCAUGAUUAUUUUCAUCCUUUAGAAUAGAUUAUUAUAAAUACCAUAUAGGAAAACAAGAUUACUGAAUUAAACAAAAUAUAAAGUCCAUCUAAAAAAAAUAAUUAAAAAAUAAAAUCAUUUACAAAAUGAAAAAAAUAAAAUGAUAAAAUCAUUUUCUGCGUACACUAAAACUACAGAAUGUACAUAUCAUUGUGAUAUAAGAUAAGCUUUGAAAUAUCAAAUGAAUAAUCAUUAAAUAUUUUUUAUAUGAAA